AUGAGGUGUAAGAAACAUAUUUCUGAUUUCUCUAGCACCGUCGGCGUCUGCUCCACCUGUCUUAGAGAAAGACUCAUAAUCUUAAUCCAAGCCCAAACCCAACUAACAAGACUCACCUCACGCGCUUCCGAUGAAUGUUCUAGAAACUCCGAAACAACCAAUCAUCUUCCACCACCGUUAAUAUUUCCACGCUCUGUUUCACCUUACGUCUCUCGCCGUAAAUCUGAUUACCCCACCGUUGGAGAUCGUCGUGAAAGACUGUUUUACAGCACUCCGCAGUUAGGUCCGACGUUUUACGCAGGGGAUUGUAACGUGAAUUCCAACUCCAGGUCGUUGAAGAAGCGUUUGAGCAAGUUUUGGAAAUUCUCGAAUCUGUUUAGGACUAGAUCGGAGAAAUUUCAAUCUGAUCCAUCCUGUGAAGCGUCUUCUUCGGAUUCAUCUUCGUGGUUUUCUUCGAUUUUACCUGCGAGAAAGAAGAAUCGCGAUCGGAAUGUUAUGGCAGAGGAUUUUACCGUCGGAGCACGGCGGAGGCAUCGUCACCGUCAAUCUGAUCGUGGAAUGUCUCCGGUGAGAACAGAGGAGUUUGUUGAUGAAUGCGAUCAGUGUCCGUCUGGGAGUGGUUACUCGUCGGAGUCCUCUCCGUGGUGGCGGAGAACGCCGUCGGUAAAUGUUCCAUCGGCGCGGCGUUCGAGGUUUGGACACGGGAAGAGCGCGUCAGGUUCGGGUAUUUUUUGCAUGAGUCCUUUGGUUCGGGCGAGUCCGAACCGGAGAUGGAACCACAAGGGACUACCACCCGAGAUGACUGUGGCGGCGGACGUUAGAGCUGCAGCGGUGAAGCCACAUCUCUCUGCAGCGGCGUCGUUUUGUGCGAACCGUUCAAGGAAGCUUGCAGAUUUUGGAAGAGUCAACGAUAACCGUUGA
Messenger RNA from Medicago truncatula (barrel medic), 921 nucleotides. RefSeq lists its product as uncharacterized. Lineage: Eukaryota; Viridiplantae; Streptophyta; Magnoliopsida; Fabales; Fabaceae. The coding region runs from base 1 to 921 and encodes 306 amino acids. The transcript has a single exon. The record is from RefSeq and is a predicted model, not a curated record.